AUGCAGAAGGUUUGCUUUUGUCUCAACAUAGACCAAGUGUUUACGCCUGUUUACCAUCCACAAGCAAACCCCGUUGAAAAGAAGAACCGUGAUCUAAAGACACAGUUGGUGAUAUUGGUUGGAAAGCAGCAUCGAGACUGGGCAGAGGAGUUGCCAGCCAUACGCUUCGCCAUGAACACCACUCCCUGCCAAAGCACUGGUUACACUGCAGCUUAUCUAACUUUUGGCCGCGAGCUGAGAACUAUUGAUGACAUUCAGCACGACUUGAGAGCUGUUAUUCACUCCGAAAACUUUAUUGCGGAAAUCACGCCAUACUUGAGCACUCUUGCUGAGGUGUUCGCAUCUGCUCGUGAAUUUGAACUAAGACAGCAAGAUGCCAACAAAGCCCUCACCAAUCCACGAAGACGUAACCAAGAAAACUUAGAAAUUGGUUCCAAGGUUCUAGUCACUACUCACGUUUUGAGCAACGCUUCCAAAGGUGUGACGUCCAAAUUCAUUCCUAGAAGAGAUGGGCCUUAUGUCAUCAUCGCGAAACAAGGAACUACUGCUUAUGUAAUCGCGCAUGAAGAUAACCUCCAACAACCUUUAGGCACCUACCAUGCCUCGUUAACUCCAUAUCCAAGUGCUACCAAUGCUUCCGAAGAGCCAGUUAACAGGAUCUGA
Molecule: messenger RNA, 663 nt
Organism: Rhagoletis pomonella (apple maggot)
Lineage: Eukaryota; Metazoa; Arthropoda; Insecta; Diptera; Tephritidae
Exons: 1
Coding region: 1-663 (220 amino acids)
Molecular function (GO): nucleic acid binding
Source: RefSeq, a predicted model, not a curated record